CUAUCUCCUUUCUCUUCGAACAAGAAAGUUUCUUCCUUCUUCUUCUCGCCAUGGCAGACAACAACUCGACCCGCGAAGGCUUGAUACAGCGCAACGCGAAGUUCAUGAGGUGCAUCUCGCAUGCGCAGGACGAGUUACAAAGUUUCAGAUCGUAUCUCAGAUGGAUGUGCGUGGACCAAUCGAAUUUCUGGACGGCGGGUCUUUCGUGGCUCGUUUUUGUGCUUUUCGGCAUUGUUGUUCCCGCAUUUUCGCAUUUUUUCUUGGCCUGUGCGAAGUGUGACGCCCACCACGACCGGCCCUUUGACGGGGUGGUUCAGGUGUCGCUGAGCAGCAUGGCCACGCUCUCGUUCGUUUGUUUAUCUGGGUUCGUUAGGAAGUUUGGGCUCAGACGGUUCUUGUUCUUUGAUAAGCUUUAUGAUGAAAGCGAAACUGUGAGGAGAGGAUACACAGCACAGCUCACUAGAUCAUUGAAGAUCCUCAGUUUUUUCGUCCUCCCUUGCUUUGUUGCGGACAGUGCAUACAAGAUUUGGUGGUAUGCUUCCGGUGCCUCACAGAUUCCCUUUUUGGGCAAUGUUUACCUCAGCGACACCAUUGCGUGCAUAAUGGAGCUCUGCUCUUGGCUUUAUCGUACUACUGUCAUAUUCCUCGUAUGUGUUCUCUUCCGUUUGAUAUGCAACCUUCAGAUCCUACGGCUCCAUGAUUUUGCUCAAGUUUUCCAGAUAGAGUCUGACGUGGGGUCUGUACUAUCCGAGCACCUUAGGAUCAGGAGGCAUUUGAGGAUUAUUAGCCAUCGAUAUCGUGCAUUCAUAGUGUGGUCCUUGAUCUUAAUCACAGGGAGCCAGUUUGCCUCAUUGCUUAUCACAACAAAGUCUAGUUCUAUUGUGGACAUUUACAGGGCUGGAGAACUUGCUCUGUGCUCCAUGACCCUUGUCACUGCACUCCUUAUAUUAUUGCGAAGUGCAUCGAAAAUCACACACAAGGCACAGGCUGUCACAUGUCUUGCCGCUAAGUGGCAUGUUUGUUCGACACUAGACUCAUUUGAUUCAACUGACGGUGAAACUCCCAGGGCUGCGGCUGCUGCAGGCCAAGACUACCAUGGAAGUGGUCAUGAGAGAUCAGAUUCUGAUGAUGCUGGCGAUGAAGAAGAUGACUUGGACAACACAAACCUCAUCCCAGCUUAUGAAUAUAACACCAUUUCAUACCAGAAGAGACAAGCUCUAGUGACUUACUUUGAAAACAACAGAGCUGGGAUUACGCUAUAUGGGUUCAUGUUAGAUAGGAGCACACUUCAUACCAUUUUCGGUAUUGAAUUGUCUCUUGUUCUAUGGUUGCUCGGAAAGACUGUCGGUCUUUCUUGAGAAAAAAUUUUCCACAUGUUUCUUGUCUGAUAUUUAUAUGUGAUCUUUAGGAUCGAUAAAUAUAUGUAAAGAAAAAGAGAAAGAAGGUUGGUCAGUGAUCUUGUAUAUGCUUCAUAUCCAUUCAAUUUUUUUCUUUUCUGAUUUUUUUCUUCUUUUUGUUCUUUUGAUUAUCCUUUUUAGUCCUUGUUCUGUGUAACAUUCCAUCGGUUUCACGUAUAUUUGAUAGUGUUAUUUGUGAU
Mangifera indica (mango) is the source of this 1597-nucleotide messenger RNA. RefSeq lists its product as uncharacterized. Bases 51 to 1358 code for a protein of 435 amino acids. The record is from RefSeq and is a predicted model, not a curated record. The transcript is spliced from 4 exons. NCBI's taxonomy places the organism in Eukaryota, Viridiplantae, Streptophyta, Magnoliopsida, Sapindales, Anacardiaceae.